UAUGCUGGGUUUCUUCUCCCCAGUCCCCCGCUCUACCUGUUCUGCCACACGUCAUCAUGGCAGGAUCUCUUGGCGCUUCGUGUGGUCCGAGGGCAGAACUUACAGUGCUGGAGAUCAACCAGGAGCUGCACUUAGAGCUGACCAAACAGAAGCAGGACUUCCGAGAUCUCACCCAGAAAUUCCUUGUAUGCCAAGCUACUACCUACUGCCUGGCCAACCAGCUGCAGAAAUACAAGUGUGAAGAGUACAAGGACAUCAUUGAAUCCGUGCUGGGGGAGAAGCUGCAGUUCCGGGUGGUGAAGUUGGCAGAGCAGCUGGCAGAGAAGCUGGCAGAGAAGCCAGUGCUAGCUGACGAGAGGUUCAGGGAAUACGAUACCCUAAUUUGCUCUCAGGCACGAGAGCUGACCCAGUUACGACAGAAAUUAUGGGACGGGAGAGAAGACUCUAUCCUGCUCAUUCAACAACUCAGGGACGUCCUCACCCACAAUGACCUUGACAACAACCCGGGCCAGGGCUUCCGAGAGCAGCUGACCGAGGGAUGCAGGCUGGCAGAGCGCCUUGCCCGCAAGCUCAGCCCAGAAAUUCAUGAAGAUGAGGAAGAUGAACUAGAAGAAGAAACACUCACCCCCAGCAUUGAGCAAGAGGAGUUGGAGGAGGAGUUGCUCCAAGAGUCCCAGGAUGAAUGUGUUUUGAAUCCCUCAGUUCUCCAAGAAGGAUCUGACUGCAACCGGCUAGACAGUGAAGGCAACUUGCCAUUUGAUGAAGAGAAAGUCAGCCGUGCUCCGGAUGUAGCUGGUGCUUGCUCCCAUGUUGCAGAAGAUCCAAUUCCAGCUGACCUCCCAGAAAAUCAGAAUGAGUGUGACGAAGCAACUGGAGAAGAUCCAGUGUCCGCCAGCAUGGAGCUCGAGGCAUUUGAGAAGGAGGAACUGCUCCAGGAGUCCCAGGACGAAUGUGUUUUGAAUGCUUCAGUUCUCCAAGAAGGACCUGACUGCAACCGGCUAGACAGUGAAGGCCACUUGGCAUUUGAUGAAGAGAAAGUCGGCCAUGCUCCAGAUGUAGCUGGUGCUUGCUCCCAUGUUGUAGAAGAUGAAAUUCCAGCUGACCUCCCAGAAAAUCAGAAUGAGUGUGACGAAGCAGCUGGACAAGAGGCAGUGUCCCCCAGCAUGGAUCUACUGGAGGUUCAGAAUGACGACGUGCUCCAGGAGUCCCGGGAUGAAUGUGUUUUGGCGCCUUCCAUUCACCAGGAAGGUUCUGACUGCUAUGAGAAGUGCAUUGAUGGAAAAUUUGCAUUUCCUGAACAGAAAGUGCUAUGUGCUCUGGAGGUAGCCUGUGGUUCCUCGCAUGUUAAAGCAGAUGCAAUUGGAACUGACUUCCCAGACUUCCCUCUGGAUGUAUGCCCAGGAGUGAGAUUCCUGGAUCAUAUGAAAACCAAAAUGAUCAAGAUGGGGUGAAAGGAGUAGAGCCAACUAUCUGCAGGCUCAGCACGGAGCUGCCGCAGAUGGUAGAGGAUGACAUCCCACGGCACUCAGUGGAGGAGUCCUAUUUGACUUACUCAGCUCUUCCUGACCUGUCAGACUCCUUCUGGCCUUAUAGGAGCACCGC
This is a messenger RNA of Camelus dromedarius (Arabian camel), 1602 nucleotides long. Its product is annotated as neuroblastoma breakpoint family member 6-like protein. Lineage: Eukaryota; Metazoa; Chordata; Mammalia; Artiodactyla; Camelidae. The transcript is spliced from 12 exons. The record is from RefSeq and is a predicted model, not a curated record. The coding region runs from base 57 to 1451 and encodes 464 amino acids.